CUUUAGUUCUCCCAGGCGCGUCGAGGUGGGAGGUGCCGAGCAAGGGCGACGCAACGCCGUAAAUUGCGAGCCUCUCCACGGCCGGAAGUGGUUCAGGCGCAGCGGCUGCGAGUACAGCGGGAAAGGCUGAGAAAAGCAGCCAUUGGUUUCUUUCGCCCCGCGGCUCUUGAGGCGAGAGGGCAGAUGAGGGAGGCCUCGCCUUAGGGCGGCCUGGCUGCUCUCGAGCGGCGUGAGGAGGAGUCUUCCCUUCCGGUGCAAUAUGUUCAAGAGAAUGGCUGAGUUUGGGCCUGACUCUGGAGGGAGAGUGAAGGGUGUUACUAUUGUGAAACCUAUAGUUUAUGGGAAUGUUGCACGCUAUUUUGGGAAGAAACGGGAAGAGGAUGGACACACGCAUCAGUGGACAGUUUAUGUUAAACCUUAUAGAAACGAGGAUAUGUCUGCCUACGUAAAGAAAAUUCAGUUUAAGUUGCAUGAAAGCUAUGGUAAUCCAUUACGAGUUGUAACUAAACCACCGUAUGAAAUCACUGAAACCGGAUGGGGUGAAUUUGAAAUCAUCAUUAAAAUAUUUUUUAUUGAUCCUAAUGAGAGACCUGUGACCCUGUACCAUUUGCUGAAGUUGUUUCAGUCUGAUACUAAUGCAAUCCUGGGGAAAAAAACUGUCGUUUCUGAAUUCUAUGAUGAGAUGAUUUUUCAGGAUCCUACUGCAAUGAUGCAGCAACUCCUGACUACAUCUCGGCAAUUAACACUUGGUGCUUAUAAGCAUGAAACAGAAUUUGCCAAUGUAGAAGUAAAAACUCGGGAGAAGCUAGAAGCUGCCAAAAAGAAAACCAGUUUUGAGAUUGCUGAGCUUAAAGAGAGAUUAAAAGCAAGUCGUGAAACUAUAAACUGUUUGAAAAAUGAAAUCAGGAAACUUGAAGAUGAUGAUCAGUCCAAAGAGAUAUAAUACAUACAAUCCUCCUAAAGAGAUGAUCAUGGAACUGACACAGAUUUUGUAGUAGCAACUGUAUAUAAGGGAUUUAGGCAUUUCUUUGCAAAAGGAAACAAUGUACCAUUUCUUUUAAAGUAAUAUUUUCAUUGUUGAAAUUAAAGAUGUUUUAUUAUUUUAAAUCAUACAACUACCUCAGAACUGGAAAAAAAUAUUCUAAAUUGCAUUUGAGGUAAAGUUAAAAACUUAAGCAUUUGUAUUGCUCUUCACUAAACUGUUUGUGAAAUCUGUCCACAUAAUUGGUGUUCACAUAUUUAAUAGUGUUGUUCACUUCAUGGGCUUUUCAGCCAUUAACCCAAAUAGGAGAAAGUCUUUGGUGCAUUGGUAAUAGUGCCAUCUGAAGCAAAGUUAUGUUCCUGACAUCAGUUAAAGUUUCAUGUGGCUUUCUGUGCAGCAUUGUCAGGAUCAUUUGAUAGUGCCUAUUGGAUCAAGAGUUGCUGUUGGGUUUACAUAGGUUACACUUCGCAAUGAUAAUUCUACAGUUUUUGUGCUUUGUGAAUUGCAGGUACCAGCCUUUUUCAGUUGUUGUUGUGAAUAAAAGUAUUUUGGGAAUGGACAGUCCUA
This is a messenger RNA of Heteronotia binoei (common prickly gecko), 1549 nucleotides long. It is a transcript of the gene YEATS4, whose product is annotated as YEATS domain containing 4. The record is from RefSeq and is a predicted model, not a curated record. Bases 260 to 943 code for a protein of 227 amino acids. NCBI's taxonomy places the organism in Eukaryota, Metazoa, Chordata, Lepidosauria, Squamata, Gekkonidae. Gene Ontology annotation, biological process: regulation of DNA-templated transcription. The transcript has 7 exons.